AUGGAAAAUAGCAGGUCAUCCUCGCCAAUGAUGCACUUGGACUUGAACAACUUUGACUCUCCUGAAGCAGAGCUGAGCAGAUAUGUGCUGACCAGUCCGAGAUCACUGGAGUCUUGCGCGAGGCUGGGGGUGAAACCCAUCGACCUGCUCUUCAAGGCUCUCACUGACUUCAUGGAGGAGCACCAGGACAUGCCUUUGGAGGCGCUUACAGCUCUGUAUGAGGUUUAUGAGCGAGAGCGGAGGGAACGUCUCCGGCUGUGUCGAGAGGAACGAGACAGGAUUGUGCAGGAGGAGAGGGAGCCGGUGUCGGCCAUGAAGCCUUUCUCAGCUUUGGAAACGGUGCUGGAGCAGGCCAGCGAGAGCCAGAGCAGCGACUCCAAAGCCAGGUGCCACAGGGAACCGGCAUGGACAGGAAAGAGACGAUCCGUAGUUGAGUUCGCUCAGGACCUCCCGAAGUCACCGUCUGAGCCGUUUUCUACUCAGCUCCUGCCUGUCAGUCACAGCCUGGGUGACCUGCGGCACUCUCCGGCCACGGCGAGGCGGCUAGGCAGGCUCAAACAGGACAUCUGCAGGAAGCUGAGCGUCACCGUCCCAGAGAAAGACUGCAAGAUCGCCGCGCUCAUGCUGGUCAAGCAGGAGGAGGAGGAGGCCCGCUUACAGCAGAGCCAGCUGGAGGAGCUGCGGCGCGAGGAGGCACGGAGAAAGGAGGAGGCGCGGCGGGCCCUCGCAGAGCGCAGGAGGCGAAAAGAGCUGCUGCGCAGCCUCCGCCACUGGCACGAGGACUUUGAGGCGCGGAGGAGGCGGCGGGAGAUGGAGGAGGCGCAGAAGGCGCGGCGCCAGGAGUGGGAGACCCUGGAGCAGGAGGAGCGCUGGAGGAGGCGGGCGCAGGAGCAGGAGGAGAGACGGCGGGGCCAGCUGGAGACGGCUCGGCGGGAGGCAGAGGAGCGCAGGUGUCGUCGCGAUAGGCUGCUGGAGGAGGUGCAGAGGAGGGAGCAGGCAGAGCGGGAGGAGGAGCUGGAGCAGGCGAAGUUGAGGGAGCGUCAGGCCAGGAGAAGCAGGAGCAGCAGGGAGAGGAGGGAGCAGAGGAGGUUGAGGGAGGAGAAUCAGCGAGAGCGGCUCCGCCACUCCCUCCUGAAGCAAGAAGUGGAGGAGAAGGCCCGGGCCGAGGGGGAGGCGAAGAGGGACGCGCUUGAGCGGAGGCUGCAGCGCUCAGUGGAGAAGCACGCCCGGCUGCUGGAGGCGCGGCUAGAGGAGUUGCGGGAGCGGGCCCAGCAGGAGGAGGCGCGGGCCAGGAGGGCGCAGCUGAGGGCUGGCCGGGAGCAGAAGGAGCGUCAACAGGAGAAGGAGGUGCUGGCGCAGCUGAGCCUGAGGAGAGCGAAGGAGGCGCAGCGGCAUGUGGCGGAGCAAUGCAGGAGGCGUGCGCGGCAGGUCAAGCUGGAGAACCUGGAAAAAGAAGCGGGUCACUGUAGGCUCUGGGAGCGCGUUCUGAAGGAGGGGGAGGUGCAGCAGGAGCAGCGGAAGGAGGCCGUGGCCUUGAAGGAGCGGCGCAGGGAGCAGCUGCGGAGGGAGCGGGAGGAGGCGCUAGAGAGGAGUCGUAAAGUGGCCCACGCCUCCUGCUGCAUGAGGGAGAUGGUGCGAGAGCAAAGCCGCAGCAGAACGUUCCAGCAGAUGGCGCUGCAGGCUGAGUUGAGCGCCCGUCUGAGCCGAAUGAAGCUCUGAACGUUUCAGAUGGUUGGCUUUCA
This is a messenger RNA of Colossoma macropomum (tambaqui), 1742 nucleotides long. RefSeq names its product coiled-coil domain-containing protein 177. The coding region runs from base 1 to 1719 and encodes 572 amino acids. The record is from RefSeq and is a predicted model, not a curated record. The transcript has a single exon. Lineage: Eukaryota; Metazoa; Chordata; Actinopteri; Characiformes; Serrasalmidae.